AGCCUUACUUACAAAAUGUGUUUGUAUUUAUUAUAUGUUACUUUCUUUCUCUCUUUCUCCCUCGAAGCAAAACCCUCUUCGAGUCUCUGAGCUGUCCAAUGAUUGCAGAUCGAGGGGCGGCAGGGGAGCUUCGCCAUUUUCUCGAUUUUACUCGUUCUGUGUGUUUCCGAAAGUUGCUUGCUUUUUCUAGGGUUUAUGCUGCUCCGGUGUUGUAAUUUGCUCUGAGCUUGCUUCGAUGACGUCGUCUUCGUCCAAGGCAUGCUUCAAUUUGGACUGUAAAGAAGCGAAAUCGGAGAGGCCGAGGAAAGGGUGGCGCCUUCGGACGGGGGAGUACGCGGAGCUUUGUGACCGAUGCGGUUUUGCUUUUGAGGAGGGAAGAUUUUGUGAAACCUUCCACUCAAAUACUUCUGGUUGGAGGUGUUGUAUAUCUUGCAGGAAGCGGGUUCAUUGUGGAUGUAUUGUUUCAGUUCAUGAAUUUGUAUUGUUAGAUGCUGGAGGAGUUGAGUGCAUAACAUGUGCAAGAAAAAAUGUCUUUUUGAUGCCAAAUCCAGUAUGGCCAGCUUCUUUGUUUCUGCCUGCCCCUUCACCAGAAAGACUUAAAGACCUCUCUGUCAAAAGUUGGAGUCAUACAGGUGGAUCAGGUCCAUUUGGACCCUGGCGGCAAGCUUCCAAUUUGUUUAAAUCUUCUACUCAGUCUGAAUUGCAUCCACGGGUGUCCUAUGAUGUCGAUGUGUCAACUGGCCUUGAUAGACUUACUGCUAGUGAGCAGUUAUCUGCCUCUUCAGCUUCACUGGACAAGGUGAAAAAGGAGGAUCCAUCUGAAAGAUUGACAAAUGGCAGCUUGAAGCUUAGUGCUUCAGAAAUAUUUGAGAAUGGGAAUGCUGCAAUCAACUUUGUGGGGCAACCUAAUUCCUGUUCAAAUAAUCCUAAAAUUUCAUCCUUCUUAAAGGAAGAUCCAUCUACUCCACAGUUUAGUUUGGCUGUACCUCCUGCACUGCCAAAUGGAACAAAUAGCCAAUCCAGGGGUUCUGGUACUCAUUCACAAAAGCCAACCUCUUCAACUCCUCUGGCAAGGCAAUACCAUGGGAAUUCACAAAAUGGAGUUGAAGCUCCCAGUGAAAGUCAGAUGCGCAAUGGAAGGCCUCGAGGAGAUGCCCGAGGCCGAAAUCAGUUACUUCCUCGUUACUGGCCCAGGAUAACUCACGAAGAGCUUCAGCAAAUUUCUGGAGAUUCAAAUUCUGUAAUCACUCCCUUAUUUGAAAAGAUGUUAAGCGCUAGUGAUGCUGGGCGAAUUGGCCGUCUAGUGCUGCCAAAGAAAUGUGCAGAGGCCUACUUUCCACCAAUUUCCCAGCCAGAAGGAUUACCUCUUAAAGUCCAGGAUGCAAAAGGACAUGAAUGGAUUUUUCAAUUCCGAUUUUGGCCCAAUAAUAACAGCAGAAUGUAUGUCUUAGAGGGGGUCACACCUUGUAUACAGUCAAUGCAAUUGCAAGCAGGCGAUACAGUAACAUUUAGCCGGUUAGAACCAGAAGGAAAGUUGGUCAUGGGUUUCAGGAAGGCUUCUUCAACGCCAUCGUCUGAUCAGGGCAAUCAAAUAGUUGAAACUGGCAAUGGAGUCUCUACACAUGGUGAUGCCAAUUCAGCUGAUCCGGCAAGUGCAUGGUCCAAAGUCGAUAAAUCAGGCUACAUUGCAAAAGAAGUUGUUGGGGUUAAAUCUUCUUUGCCUAGGAAGAGGAAAAACAGCACCCUGGGUUCAAAGAAUAAGCACCUAAGAGUUGAAACUGGAGACGUGAUAGAGCUGAAGGUAACGUGGGAAGAAGCUCAAGGACUACUCCGUGCACCUUGUAAUCAUGCUCCCCGUGUUGUUGUAAUUGAAGGCCUUGAGAUCGAGGAAUUCGAGGAUGCGCCAAUAGUAGGGAGGCCUACAAUUUUUGCAACAGAUACUGUGCGUGAUAACAAUGACAUACAGUGGGUUCAAUGUGAAGACUGUUUGAAGUGGCGCAAAAUACCUGCUGAUGCUCUGCUUCCCUCAAAAUGGACCUGUUCUCAGAACUCAUGGGAUUCAGAAAGAUCGAUGUGUUCAGUGGAUCAGGAGUUAACAGCACAACAGCUUGAAGAGUUGCUACCCAUUCGUAAUCCUGCUACUUGCAAAAAAAUAAAGACUUCUAAACUAGACCCAGAAACUGUCGAAGCUUUGGAUGGACUUGACACACUAGCAAACAUAGCCAUCCUGGGAGAGGGUGUGGGCCUCCCACCAUCAGCCCAGGCUACAACAAAACACCCUCGCCACAGGCCUGGCUGCUCAUGCAUUGUUUGCAUUCAGCCUCCAAGUGGUAAGGGCCCCAAACAUAAGCCAACAUGCACCUGUAAUGUCUGCCUAACAGUGAAGCGUCGCUUCCGUACUCUGAUGUUGCGUCGUGAGAAGAAACUGUCGGAGAAAGAAGCAGAAACUGCUCGCAAGAAGCAGCAGCAAGAGUUACUAUUGCCUGAAAAAGUGAUCGAUGAUGAUUCCCUGCUAUGUAGCAAUGCAGAGAACAGUAGUCCAGACCAGAAAAUGGUGGUCAUCUUGGGUUCUGAUGAUGAUCCCAGCAGGAUUAAGUCGUCCAAUUCACCAUUUAAGGGCCAAAUUGACCUGAACAUCCAGCCAGAGCGGGAGGAAGAGUCAUCACCUUGUUCAGACUCUAGCAGCAUGAUGCGGUUGCUCCAAGAUGCCACCACUGAGAGGUAUUUCAGGCAGCAGGGAUCAGUAAGUUCUAAUAGCAAUAAAAAUUCGGUAGGAAAUCAGGAACAUCUGGGUGGAAAUGGAGCUGGAGGGGUGAAACUUGGCAAUGGCAUUAUCCUUGAUAGUAGUACUCACAAUGUCGAUGUGGACCAUAUACACUAAGGCGUCGGCAUCCACAUCAGCCAUUGGAUAGGUGAAUGGCCUUCGUUCAUGCAAUGUAGGUAGUGAUCGGCAUCAGGCAACAACCAGUUUCCAUUUUUGUUGAAGGGGCAGGGACAGCUUUUGUUGUACAGUCUUCCGCAUCUGCAGUGUGCUUCUUCAGGUUUGUACAUAUGAAAGAGAUGUAAGAAUGGAAGAAUAUGGUUGAAGAAUCCAUAUUUUUUUGAGUAAACGUGCUACUAUGUUGUCUCUACAGUGGUAUAAGUAAACAGCUGGGGGUUAGAAAGAAGGUGAAAGAUGAAAAUCCAGUUUGAGCAAUUAGCGGUAGGUAGGCUGAAUUCAUUUUCCUCCCUUUCUAGUAAGCCUGCUGUGCUCCCUGGUGCACAGAAGCUUUGGCGGUGUAAUUAUCUUUUUUGGCUCGGUAAAAUGUUAAUUGCCUUAAGGUAAAAUUUUUAUACUGCUCCCAUCUUGUUUGCAAUCCUUGGAUCAUAAUAGCAAAGUUAGGUUCAGUUGAUUGGCGUAGAAAGAAA
Molecule: messenger RNA, 3408 nt
Organism: Malania oleifera
Lineage: Eukaryota; Viridiplantae; Streptophyta; Magnoliopsida; Santalales; Ximeniaceae
Product: B3 domain-containing protein Os07g0563300-like
Exons: 14
Coding region: 236-2881 (881 amino acids)
Molecular function (GO): zinc ion binding; DNA binding
Source: RefSeq, a predicted model, not a curated record